GGAAGCAAGGGGAAAGUUUGACAACUGAGAGGAGCAGGCUUGGUUGAUGAGAAGGGAAGGAGGAUGGACAUGCUGAAGGGAAAAGAGCAGACUCCGUGGAAAAAUAAAGCACAAAUGAAGGAGUGGCUGCUGGUGACGGAGUGGACAGAGUUCAGCCCCUCUCACUCCUGGAGAAAAUAAUCAGUGAGACAACACCAACAUGAUGUGGAGAACAGUCGCCCUCGUGCUGCUUUUGCCUCAUCUGCUCUCCUCCGCAGACAUGGGAAACAGCAAUAAUUUUAAUCAAUCAGAAAUGGCUGACGAGGACUUCUCUGACGCUGUCAAAGGCCAGAAACCUCCUGGAGGUGUCAAAGGUCGGGACACGUGCUCCAUCCCAUGUGAUAUCACCGUCAAGCUGCUACGAGAUGAGAAACAUUCAGUCUGCGGUCAACUACAGCAAUCUUUGUUGGCAUUUGGACGCAGCACCCGGAAGCUGAUCAGGGAUGUGAUGGAGGAGCAGCAGAGAGCCCUGGACAUCCUCAGCGGUCAGGUCACAGAGCUGAUGACCAAAGUACAGACACUCAGCUCUGAGGUUCAGAGAAGCAACACUGAGAUGUACUCCAUCAAACCUGUGCAAUCCCAUGGGCGAGACUGCAGCGACAUCAAGGACAAUCUUGUGUCAGUCGUCCCCAAGAUCCCCAGUGGUAUUUAUAUCAUCCACCCAGAGACCACUGACUCUUCAUUUGAGGUUUUCUGUGAGAUGGACUACAUGGGAGGUGGAUGGACGGUGAUGCAGCGGAGGACCGAUGGAUUAACUGACUUCAAACGACCCUGGGCUGAUUAUGCUGAUGGCUUUGGACAUCUUGCAGGAGAGCACUGGUUGGGUCUGAAGAAGGUAUUUCAUAUCGUAAACCAGAAAGACACUCGGUUCCAGCUUCACAUGGCUCUGGUCUCUCACGACGACGUCACCUCAUAUGCAUCAUAUGAUGACUUCCGCCUGGACAACGAAACCCAGUUCUUCAGAAUACACCUGGGAAGAUAUGCAGGCAGUGCAGGUGAUGCAUUUCGCGGCUACGAGCAGGAGCAGAACCAGGACACGGCUCCGUUCAGUGCCUCAGAUGUGGACAAUGAUGGCUGCAAUCCUUUCUGCUCCAUCGAGAACCGCACGGUGGAGAGCUGCAGCACGCAGCACAACCAGACAGGAUGGUGGUUCAACCAGUGCGGUCUGGCAAACCUCAACGGCUCUCCUCAAGAUGUGGAGCAGAACCGGGGACAGAGGACACACAUCCUGUGGGACACCUGGAGACACAACGGGGUUCCUCACACAAUCAAAUUUGUCACGAUGAAGAUCAGGAGGAUUGCAACUAAUAACUAACAGAGAGGGGGAGGGGGAGAAACAAAGGGAGAAAGAGAAAAAAGCACAUAUUGUACAAGUUUCACUGCAUCUUUGUACACCUGAAGUUUUAAUAAAACAGGACAGAGGAAUGAAAGGAUGUCUCAUUCUCAAAGUUUCAUUGAAACUAAUUACCUGUUAUGAAAAUAUUCCUUUAUUUACUUUGACACCUGAGAGAAAAUUAAAUUA
This is a messenger RNA of Scatophagus argus, 1561 nucleotides long. RefSeq names its product angiopoietin-like 5 (gene angptl5). Lineage: Eukaryota; Metazoa; Chordata; Actinopteri; Scatophagidae. The transcript is spliced from 8 exons. Bases 200 to 1354 code for a protein of 384 amino acids. The record is from RefSeq and is a predicted model, not a curated record.